CGGGUCGUUUGAACAUAAAUUGGUUUCCCUGUUAAUAGAUGCACCCUGUUGUUGUGACUGGAGCUGGAUAAUCAUGGAGUUGAAAAAAGAAAAUCCAGAUAAAUAUUACAACUUAAAUGAGGAAAUUGGAAGAGGUAAAUACGCCGUUGUCAAAAAUUGCUCAGACAAUAAAACGAGGAAACAAUUAGUUGCCAAGCUGAUCAAGUACGAGGCUGAUACCGAGAAGAACACAAAGCAAGAAUUCGAGAUAAUGGCAACCCUUAAACACGAUAAGCUCCUGACGGCUCGAGAUGGAUUCAUCGUCCAAAAAUAUGUGGUUAUCGUAAUGGAUAGGGUUGAAGGAAAAGAAGUACUCGAAUUCCUGGCAGAAAAAACCACUGCAAGUGAAGAGGAUGCAUCCCUUGUCAUUGCUCAGCUUGUUGAUGCUCUUACUUAUCUGCACAAGAAGAAUAUUGUUCAUCUGGAUAUCAGGCCGGCAAACCUUUUUUUGUCCAGAGACUUUAAACUGACUCUAAUCGAUUAUGGGAACGCCAGGCGGAUCCAAUCUCCCGAUGGCCAAUUUGUUGACGCGGUUGGAGUCACUGAGUUCACAGCUCCAGAGGUACUCAACUUUGAGAUGACCCAUUGGGGAGCAGACAUGUGGAGUGUGGGAGUACUCCUGUACAUAUUGUUAAGUGCUACCCUACCCUUCACCAUAGAGGACAGUGACGACCAAAAUGCUGACGACAAAGUUGCUGCAAAAGUCAAAUCAGUUUCAUAUGAAAUGCCGGUCAGCUUGUUUCGCAACGCCACACAAGAAGCCGAAAAUUUGAUCAAGAAACUUCUUAUUAGACAGCCUGAGAGACGACCGACAGCUUCAUCCUGCUUAGAUGAUCCCUGGCUCUCGCCCAUCCUUACUCAGAAAAGGAAAUCCUCCGAGAUACCAGCUUCCAAAUUUAAAUUCCUAAAUGAUCAGCUGAAAGAAGCGGAAGAGGACGAACUGAUUGUUGCUUCGUGCGUUCUUCGCUCGUUUGACGAAGAAGCUUAUGAGUCCCCUGAGGAGGAAGAGGAGGAGGAGGAGAAGGAGGAAGAGUAGAACAAAAAAACUUCCUCAAAACCAGUGUACAAAGAUGCCGUAACUCUUAAGAGAAAACCAAAAUAUAGGAGAUAGCAAGAUUUGGUCAAAAGGAAAUGAGACCUAAGUGAGACUGUCGUUUUUCUUAACGAGCUGGUUCUCGAAGAAAGAGCGCUUUAUAGAAGAAAGAAAGAGAUACGAGAAUAACAGACAAAUCUCAGAAACAUUUUUGUAUUUCUUAGUGGAUUGGGAAUAAAGUUUCUUUGACCACUCCCGAUAGUGGAGAGAUUUGGACUGUUG
Molecule: messenger RNA, 1354 nt
Organism: Pocillopora verrucosa
Lineage: Eukaryota; Metazoa; Cnidaria; Anthozoa; Scleractinia; Pocilloporidae
Product: death-associated protein kinase 2
Biological process (GO): protein phosphorylation
Molecular function (GO): protein kinase activity; ATP binding
Source: RefSeq, a predicted model, not a curated record